AUGCGCUCCUCGCUUCUUCUUGCUGCCCUGCCUCUGGCUGCGGCCUCUCCCCUCAAUCGGGCUCCUCUUAUGACCCGGGAUGACGCAGACGUCAUUGAGGGCAAGUACAUUGUUAUUAUGAAGAAGGGCGCCGAGAUCUCCGAGGUCAGCAAUGCCAUUAGCAACAUUGCCGGCGAAGCGGAGUAUGUCUUUAACAAUCUCGGUGGGUUUGCGGCUUCUCUGACCGACGAGGAAGUCGACUCUCUUCGCAACAACCCUAGCGUUUCCUACAUUGAGCAGGACGCCAAGGCCCAGAUCUUCGCUACCCAGACAGGUGCGCCCUGGGGCUUAGCUCGUCUAUCCAACAAGAGCCCCGGAAGCACUACUUACACUUACCCUGAUAAUGCGGGCGAAGGUGUUUGCGCUUAUGUCGUUGACACUGGUAUUGAUGCCAACCACUCAGACUUUGAGGGCCGUGUGACCUGGGUUGCCAGAGUCUAUGGUGACAACGACUAUGAUGAUCAUUCCCAUGGAACCCAUUGUGCCGGCACCAUCGCUGGAAAGACCUACGGAGUUGCCAAGAAGGCUAGUCUCUUUGCCAUCAAGGCCUUCAACGCCGCCGGUGGCGGUACAACGGGAUCUAUGAUCGCCGGAAUGGAGAAGGUCAUUGAGGACGUUCCUAACAGGAACUGCCCUAACGGAGUCGUCGUCAGUAUGUCGUUCGGUGGUGGCAAAACUCAGGCCGUCAACGAUGCCGCCAAGGCUCUGACCGACGCUGGCUACUUCGCCGCUGCUGCCGCAGGCAACGGUAACAUCUUCGGCAUCCCCAUUGAUGCUGGCACUGUUUCCCCCGCAUCUGAGCCAUCCCUCUGCACCGUCGGUGCCACGGAUAGCAAUGAUGUCGUUGCCUCGUUCUCCAACUAUGGCGCCGUCGUCGAUAUUUUCGCACCGGGUGUUGGUGUCCUGAGUGACGUCCCUAAUGGUGGUACCGGCACCAAGAGCGGAACUUCUAUGGCCACGCCUCACAUUGCUGGUCUGGGAGCUUCCUUCCUUAGCCAAGGGCAAAGCGCUUCUGGACUCUGCGACUACCUGAAAGGCAUUGCACUUUCUGGUGUUAUUUCUGGCGUCCGCAGCGGUACUGCCAACCUCCUUGCCCAGAACGGCUUGUCAGCUUAA
Messenger RNA from Clonostachys rhizophaga, 1155 nucleotides. The record is from the annotation of a GenBank genome assembly. Lineage: Eukaryota; Fungi; Ascomycota; Sordariomycetes; Hypocreales; Bionectriaceae.